Anneissia japonica is the source of this 5809-nucleotide messenger RNA. Its product is annotated as extracellular matrix protein 3-like. Lineage: Eukaryota; Metazoa; Echinodermata; Crinoidea; Comatulida; Comatulidae. Bases 167 to 5809 code for a protein of 1880 amino acids. The transcript is spliced from 5 exons. The record is from RefSeq and is a predicted model, not a curated record. Gene Ontology annotation, cellular component: membrane. Gene Ontology annotation, biological process: cell communication.
UUUUCAGUUUGGUUUGUCACUCGAUGCUUGGCGGCCGCGGGAGUAGUUUGCUGUGCUGGAGAAGGAAUUUCGGGCUCGGUGAACUUUCCAAAACUGUGAGUUUAGUGCCUGCUUUUUAUAAAAGCAGUUUUGGCAUUUUUGUAAUCUAGCCCUGUUUAUUAUCACAAUGGCUAGUUGGAAAUUCAUUGCGCUAACAGCAAUGUGCUUCUUCAGAAGCUCAAGUGCUAAUUUUGGAGUUUCGAAUACAGCCGUAGUGGCAUCUUCUACUCGUGGGGACGUACCCGAACCUCAGCUACCGCCUGAUCUUCCUUUCAUUGAGACGAUUAUCGCUAAAAAUACAGGUAUUUCUGUCCCAUUUGGACGUCAGCAUUUCGUAGAUCCAGAGAGUGAAUUGAAAAUAAAUGUUCAACCCGGAGAUACUUGUACAGUGUAUAUUUUAGAAGAUCCACUAUCGCAAGUCCCUGGACGUCUUUCUCCUAAUCCAUUCCCGUGUCAGUUUGGCAUUAAUGAAUUGAGUUAUUCCCAUUUUGGUGCCCGAAAACCUCAAAUGGAUAGGGUAAAAUUGCAGUUGCGUUAUGAUACAGAAGAUGAAACAUUCAUCAUUCCUUUCAUGAUGGAAGUUCGAGUUGAGUCCAAGCAACUCGAGAUUGUCACAAAGAACAUCCCAUUAGCGGUUCAAACCCUUCAAGGAACCAGUGACUUUAUAGAUAAUAGUAAGCUUACAUUUUCUUAUGAUCGCAGUAAUGAAAUUUGUAAGGUACUUGUGCUCACUUCAGCUACUGGACUUCCCCGAUAUGGAGAAAUCAAUAAUGCUAUUCAACGUGGAAAUUGGUAUGACUGUGAUAGUUUUCUAAAUCGUUCAGUUGCGUACGUUCAUACUCAUGAUGAAAAAUCACCCCGUGAGGACUACAUCCCAAUGUUGGUUCAGCUUUAUGAUAUGAACAAUAGCCCAUUGAAACAAGAAUACUUUCAAAUGACUGUACGUAUUUUAGCAGGAGAAGCCAACAAACCACCCCAGGCAAUCCCUACAGCAAUCAUGGUCAUGGAGGCCAACCAGUUUGUGAUGACUGCCAUUACACCUCUUGAACUUGGAGCUGAAGAUGAUGGUACCCCAUUUAAUGAUAUUGUUUUUAACAUUACUAGUCCACUUGGAGAAGGUGAGGGAUACAUUGUCAGCACAGAUGACCGUAACCUUCCUUUGAGUUCUUUUACUCAAGGAGAUGUUUUUGCCCUUAAGAUUGCAUAUGUACCACCAUCUGAAGACUCUGAUGAAGAACGCAUUUUUACAGUAGACUUUGAAGCUGUUGAUUCUGAGCUGGCCACAUCAGAUCCAAUGCAAUUCUUUAUUUCUGUGAAACCAAAAAACACUCUAGCACCAGUUGUAACAAGAAAUACUGGUAUGAUACUUUAUGAAGGUCAGUCUAGAGCUUUCUUAACAUCCCAAAAUUUACAAAUAUCUGAUGAAGAUAACCGUGAAGAUGUAAUCAUCACUCCAAUAAAUGGACUUGUUCAUGGUGAAAUUCAAGUCAAUGGUGUAAGUGGACAAAAGUUUUUUACUAUUGAUGACUUGGAUGCUGGUGUUGUCACCUAUCACCAUGAUGGCUCUGACACAACCUCCGAUAACAUUGUUUUUAGGAUGACAGAUGGAGAGCAUGAAGUUGAAUUCCUCUUCCCUGUAUACAUCCGCCAACAAGAUGAUGAACCACCCGUCGUCAAUGUCAAUACAGGAAUAACUCUCAACAAGGGUGAAUAUUAUCCAAUUACUCCAUUUAUCCUGAGUGCUACUGAUAUUGACUCUGAUGAUAGCAAAAUUACUUACUACUUGGAACCACCCUUCUCAUUAGAAAGUCGAAUUGUUCGCCGUGUUGUAAAUGCACCAGCAGAUCCCCAAAACUGGGAGUAUAGAAAUAAUGUUUAUGAGCAAGUUGUAUACCAGUGGACCCAAGAAGACAUUAUCAAUGGGCUCAUCUUCUAUCGCCAUAUUGGUGGAAUAAGUACUGAUGUUGUGAUGGACCAGAAUUUGUUCCGUGUUGGUGAUGAUAAUAUUCCACCAAAUCUCUCACCAGUCCAGACAUUCAUUGCAAAAGUACUUCCUGUAGAUGAUCAGCCACCAUUUCUAUACCCAGGCACCACAUUGCAGUUAACAGUAGAUGAAUUCGAACUGGCAGCAAUUCUGAAAAAUCAGCUUCGCUAUACAGACUUGCACAGUGAUGAUCGUGACCUUGAGUAUACAAUAACCACCCAGCCUUAUGAUGUUGACACCAACAACCCCUUUCCAGCUGGACAAAUUGUCAUGUUUGAAGAUCCUAGUAUUGUUGCUUAUAAGUUCUCUCAGGCCAUGGUCAACCACAAGAAAAUUGCUUACAAACCACCAAGCUCAGAACUUGGUAUUGCUCCACGUAUGAUUGAAUUUGCAUUUGCUGUGCAAGAUACAGAAGGCAAUAUAUUAUCUGGUCAAUUAUUCUCAAUCUUCCUCUUGCCAGUCGACAAUAAACCUCCAGCAAUCACUAACUCAGGAAUAACCAUUUUUGAAGGAGGAUCAAUUGUCUUUUCUAAUUUAAAUCUAGAUGUUACUGAUGAAGAUACAGACUUAAGCCAAAUUAGAUUCUAUGUUGUGGAUGAGCCCAAACAUGGUUCUAUUAAUUUAAACUCAGUUCCAAUGGUCAAAGGUGAAUACUUUCUUUAUGAUGACAUCGUCAAUGGAAGAGUGUCUUACACCAACAGUGGAUCUGAAGCGCUCAGUGACUCUAUAGGGUUGGAAGUGACUGAUGGAGUUCACAAGAUGCCAAUCACAAUAAACAUCCAAAUUAGACCAGUGGAUGAUCAACAACCAAUUAUUGACCUACCACCAGGUACCCUUGGUUCUUACAUUGAAGUGCCAGAAGGAUCAUCAAGUCUUAUUACAUCAAACAUUUUAAGUGCAUCAGACCCUGAUACAGAAGAUCUUAUGCUGAUGUUCAUUGUUGACAGUCCACCCAAGAAGGGAGUAAUUGAAAAUGGGGGUGUUCAAGUUAACAGUUUCACCCAACAGGAUAUCGUAAAUGGAUUUAUUAGCUACCGUCAUACUGGAGGUGAGAUUGGACCAACCAUGGCUGAAGAUUCUUUCAACUUAACAUUGUCUGAUAUGUCAGAUGAAUUUAUUAGUGGUGGCAACCGAAUUACUCAAAUUGAAGUGUUCGUUACAAUCUUGCCAGUUGACAGUGUACCACCAAAUGUAACCUUUGGAGACUUCCUCUUCGUUGAUGAAGCUGGCAAGGGUCAGAUGACAUUGGAUAACAUUCUUGUUUCCGAUCCUGAUACUAAUGUUGAUGACAUUACUUGUAUGAUAGUGACCCAACCAAAUAAUGGUUAUAUCGAGAACAUCUCACCUGCUCCAGGUUCUGAGAAAUCAAGAGUUGGAAGACCAAUUUCAUCUUUCACAGUUAUGGAUUUGCGAAUGGGACACAUCAAUUACGUACAGAGCAUGUACAAAAGUGGAGAACCUGAAGAAGAUCGUUUCACAUAUCGUUGUACUGAUGGUAUCAACUACUCAGACAAUUACUUCUUCCUCAUCAGUAUAGCACCAUCAAAUGAUGAGAAACCAGAGUUGUACAUCACUCAACUCCAGGUUUCAGAAGGUAUGAGGCAAGUGAUCAAUGAGAUUAGAUUGGAUGCAGAAGAUGCUGAUCUACCAAAAGAAGAACUUCACUUUUUUGUAGUAUCUCCUCCUAAACAUGGUCAAAUUGUUUUCCAAGAAUCAAGUGGCAUGAUACCAGUAAGCAACUUCUCCUUAAAUCAGGUUAAAUCUAAUCUUAUCUAUUAUGAACAUGAUGACACUGAAACCACAGAAGAUUCCUUCGAAAUCCGUUUAACUGAUGGAAAAUAUGAUGUUUUUGGAACUAUGCCAAUUAUAAUUACCACCAUGGAUGAUGAGACACCCCGUUUGACCAUAAACAAUGGCAUCAACAUAGAUAUUAAGGAGACCAAAGUAAUCACUAACCGUAUACUUAAAGCAACAGAUCUCGACUCUAUUGAUGCCAACCUUACGUACGAGGUACGAUAUGGGCCUGAAUUUGGUGUUUUACAGCUACUCUCGGUAGAUGGUGCUCCCGUACAAAAUUUAACUAUUGGAAGCACUUUCCAGCAGUGGCAAAUUGAUGAAGGGCUCAUCAGAUAUGUCCAUCUUGGAGAUGCUGGUGUAAGAGAUCUCAUAAAAUUUGAUAUCACUGAUGGAUCCAACCCACUUAUCGACAGGUAUUUCUAUGUGACUGUCAACAAACUAGAUAAUGUUCACCCAGUUGUUGUAAACAAAGGCCUGACCCUACCAGAAGGUGGAAGAAUGACCCUUACAACCAGUCUGUUGAGCACAAGUGAUAUUAACAGCCCUGAUGAAGACCUGACAUUUAUCAUUACCAGAGCACCAUCCAGAGGUCACCUGGAGAGCACAGACAUGCCAGGUGUUCCAAUUACAUCAUUUACACAACUUGAUCUGGCUGGCAACAAGAUCUACUAUGUUCACACCUCAGAUGAAGAAGUAAAAAUGGAUAGCUUCCAGUUUGAAGUGACAGAUGGACUCAACACUGUUGUGCGUACAUUCAGAAUUUCACUCAGUGAUGUUGAUAACAAGAAACCUGUUGUUACCAUUCUUCCAUUGACUCUAAAUGAGGGACAAAACAAACUGAUCACUCCAUUUGAACUUCGAAUCGAUGAUCGUGACACCAGUGAUGAACGCCUUCUAGUCACAAUCACCCAAUUACCUGUGCAUGGUAAUCUGUUGUUUAACAACUCUGACAUCGUAACAAGCUUUACUAUGGAAGAUCUGAACAACAACUUGAUCAGUUACCAAAACGAUGGAACACCAUCCACCACCGAUAGCUUCUCCUUUAUAAUCUCAGACGGCACACAUAAUGAGUUCUACGUCUACCCUCAACUUGUUACAACAACCCGCACCCCACAACGUAUGCCAAUUAACAUAAUUACUGUCGACAACGGUGUCCCACAGAUGGUUGUCAAUCGUGGUGGAUCGACGGUGGGAAACAUUGGACCAACUGGUCAACUUGGCUUUCUCAUCACCAACAAGUAUCUCAAUUCAGAAGAUAGGGACAGUGAAAAUGGUGGGCUCACUUAUACAAUUACAAUCCAACCAAAAAAUGGCUACAUAAUGAACUCUGCAAUGGGAAAUGUCAGCAUUGAUAGUUUCACUCAAGAAAAUGUUAAUGACAUGGUGAUCCAGUACAUGAUAAACCAGGGCAGUGAUGCAACCAGCGACAUCUUCUUCUUCUCUGUUACGGAUGCCGGUGGAAAUACUUUGUCUAAUCAACCUUUCCGUCUUAACUGGGCCUGGAUUUCAUUGGAUUCUGAAUACUACAAAGUGAACGAAACCGACGGCAGUCUCACUGUGAAACUUAAGCGUAGAGGUUAUCUUGGAGAAACAUCUUUUGUUGGUAUCCAGACGGAAGAUGGACAAGCCAUUAAGGGUGAAGAUUACCAUGGAAAGUCUGGAAAACAAGUCCAAUUCAACCCAGGACAGACUGAAGGCUUCAUGCGCAUUAAGAUUUAUAAUGAUAACCAGUUUGAACAGUCUGAGGUGUUCAGUGUUCGCCUACACGAUCCUGUCAUGGGCGCCCUUGAGUUCCCUGAAGUGGCUUUCAUAAACAUCCUUGACCCUGAAGACGAAUCCACUGUUUACAUUGAUGUUGCUUCUCCAUACUCUGUGACCGAGGAUGUCGGCGAAUUGCUCGUGCCCAUCAGACGUUCUGGAGAUUUGACUGAUGAACUGAUGGUCAUGUGUUCUACCAUAUCUGGUAUGAUCCAUAACAGUUUUAUCUGA